Messenger RNA from Prunus armeniaca (apricot), 363 nucleotides. The record is from the annotation of a GenBank genome assembly. Lineage: Eukaryota; Viridiplantae; Streptophyta; Magnoliopsida; Rosales; Rosaceae.
AUGGCAAAGUUACUGUGUGGAGUUGCAUUGCUGCCACUACUUAUAUGCAUAUUGGUGACUGCUCCUUGUGUCAUAAAUGCAACCAUAACUUGUGGUCAGGUUACAGCUUUGCUCACUCCAUGCAUACCCUAUGGAAUUUUUGGAGGCACAGUGCCACCAGAUUGCUGCAAAGGUAUCAAAGGGCUCAAUGCUGCACAGAACGCCAGUGUGGCGGAUCGAAGAACUGCAUGCAGUUGCAUUCAAGAAGGGGCUGCUAGGAUCCCUGGGAUUAAUUAUGACCGAAUUAACACUCUUGGUGAUGUUUGUGGCUCUCCCUGUCCUUACAAAGUUUACCCUUCUACUAAUUGCUCUGAGGUAAGCUGA